AUGAUCACCGCAGGCCUCUGUAGAGUCAGCGGGUACAACGAGCACAAGCCGGCUCAGAUGCAGGCAAGACGCGUGCAGAGGGUGCAGAAGAGCCCCAAAGCACAAGAGGCGCAAUUCGCAGCAAAUGCAGGAGACGGCCGGGCUAGCAACUUUUGA
This is a messenger RNA of Pyrenophora tritici-repentis Pt-1C-BFP, 156 nucleotides long. RefSeq lists its product as uncharacterized. The record is from RefSeq and is a predicted model, not a curated record. Lineage: Eukaryota; Fungi; Ascomycota; Dothideomycetes; Pleosporales; Pleosporaceae.